GUUGGGAACAGGGAUCCGCGCUUGAAGAGCGAACCGAAGCGGCGGCAAUGGCUGCUCCGGUUCGAUUAUAUGAUGCCCAUUACAUUCCAUUACCAUCACAGGGUAAUGUCUACAGCUUGGCAUUUCUACAAGUGGACAGGGGAGUUACAAAAGUUCUGGUGGCAUCAUUGAAAAGAAAAGUGAGAGCAAAUCGCAUGUGUAUUCGCUGGAGUAUGUUCACGACGCGCGUGGAGUUCUGCAUCCCACCGUCAACGAGAUUCCCUUCACCUACCUGCCGGAGGGCUCUGAGAUCAUCUCUAUCGAUGCAUUCAACAAGAGCGAGAACAGAGAGGAAAUGGUGGUGGGAUUUGCCAUCAUCAAGGACGUAGACCGCGGCGACGGCAAGACGUCACAGUACCUGAACAUCUACAGCGACUGGGAGCCGGAGUUUGGCGCCAGCCCGCUGGAGACGCUGGCGCAGAACUGGCGCCACGUGGAGCUGCCGUUCAUCCCGUACCAGCUGCAGCACGCCGUCGUCGACAUCAACGGCACGCUGGACACCUGUUUCCUGCUGAGUGGCAGCGACAAGACAAUGCACUUGUAUUGCGAGGAUAAGCCCAAUCAGAGCUUCCGCGAGGAGCCUCUGGAGCCGCUGUUCCCGGAGUUUGCCGACCUGCCAUCUGUCGUCCUGUGGACGAACUUCUACAAGGACAUACCCGGACUGCGCGUGACGGCCCUGGCGUGCGAGGGCGGCUACAUCCGGGUGAGCGUCGUGGACCUGUCGCUCCUGCGCGUCACGCACGUCUGGUCCACGACGCACGACAACCCGGUGACUUCCGUGCGCCUGUUCACCCUGGGCACGCGACUGGAGGCGCCCGAGUUUGUGCGCGCGGCGCUGCGCGACCCGAGCGACCUCGCCACCCCCUGCCGACCACCAGCCGCUGCACCUGCUGGUCACCAACGCGCUGAUGCCGUCGGCGGUGUACACGACGCCAGCGACGUGGUCACCUGCUCCUGCGUCUGCGACAUCAACAUGGACAGCCGCAACGAACUGGUGCUGGGCACCUACGGACAGGAGAUCCUGGUGUACAGCCUGCAAGGCAACACGUGGGCGCAGAUCUGGCGCCACAGCUUCUCGCAGCCGCUGCUCGGGGUCACUUACGUGGACCUGAUCGGGGACGGCAUCAACGAGCUGGUGGUGCUGACCAACCACGGGCUCCAAGUGCUGCAGCACGACACGCGCGAGGCGGCCGCCCUCUGCCGCCAGCGGCUGGAGACGUUGAGCGGUCUGACCAGCGGCGACUUGGCACGGCACGCAUACGCGGGCAGACGCGUGCCCGGCUACCGCGGCCGCUGA
This is a messenger RNA of Pollicipes pollicipes, 1336 nucleotides long. RefSeq names its product KICSTOR complex protein kaptin. Bases 335 to 1336 code for a protein of 333 amino acids. The record is from RefSeq and is a predicted model, not a curated record. Gene Ontology annotation, molecular function: actin filament binding. Gene Ontology annotation, cellular component: KICSTOR complex; lamellipodium; actin cytoskeleton. Gene Ontology annotation, biological process: actin filament organization; negative regulation of TORC1 signaling; cellular response to amino acid starvation. The transcript is spliced from 10 exons. NCBI's taxonomy places the organism in Eukaryota, Metazoa, Arthropoda, Thecostraca, Pollicipedomorpha, Pollicipedidae.